Mobula hypostoma (lesser devil ray) is the source of this 5551-nucleotide messenger RNA. Its product is annotated as breast cancer anti-estrogen resistance protein 3 homolog. The record is from RefSeq and is a predicted model, not a curated record. The transcript has 10 exons. The coding region runs from base 431 to 2524 and encodes 697 amino acids. Gene Ontology annotation, biological process: small GTPase-mediated signal transduction; positive regulation of peptidyl-serine phosphorylation. Lineage: Eukaryota; Metazoa; Chordata; Chondrichthyes; Myliobatiformes; Myliobatidae. Gene Ontology annotation, molecular function: phosphotyrosine residue binding; guanyl-nucleotide exchange factor activity.
UGAAUGAUAUGCGUGAGUGUUCCAUAGGUUUGCCGUCAAAGUGUCCUCUAAACUAAAGGGUGGAGUACAGCACUGGGAUAUUCCAUGUUUUGUGGGGGCACUGUGCCUCUCAAAAGCUCAGUAAAAUGGUGACACUAAAAUAGAAUGGCUUGUCAUUUUAAUUGUUAAGCAGUUGUGCUAGAAACUGCUUAAUGGUGCUGCUUUGUUGAGGUAAUACCCCCGCCAACCUGUACGGGCUUAUCUGUCAGUAACCUUCAGUCCCCUUAUACCUUUCCAGUUAAUAGUCUUCCCAGGAGGUGCGGUUCCCCUGGGCUGUGUUGAGGUGCUCUUCCACUUCUGUAUAAAACCACUAACCUAAAUGGCUGUACCUUUCGGUUAGCGGAUCAAAGUUGGAGCAAAGGACAUACAAGCUGCUUGCUGAUAACAUAGAAUGGCUUCUGUGAAAGAUCCAUUAACGAAGGAGCUGGAGGAGGAACUAAAACUGAACACAGAUGAUCUCCGUAGCCAUGCCUGGUUCUACGGCCCUAUCCCACGACAGGAAGCAGAGGCGCUGAUUGAGAGAGAUGGAGACUUCCUCAUACGCGAGUCCCGUUCCAGUCCAGGAGACUAUGUACUGAGCUGCACCUGGAAACACGAGCCUCUCCAUUUCAAGAUCAUCCGCGUGGUCCUGCGGCACAAGGAAUCCUACACCCGCGUGCUGUACCAGUUUGAACAGGAGAGCUUCGAUAACCUCCCAGCGCUAGUGCGAUUCUACGUGGGGAACCGCAGGCCAAUUUCAGAGAAAAGCGGAGCGAUAAUCUUCCAUCCAGUAAACCGCACUGUACCCUUGAGGUGCAUAGAGGAAAAAUAUAGGAAAGCAUCAAAUCAAAGAUCACAGCAAGGACAACAGGCAGUCAAAAGCAAUGAUCAAAAUAAAAGAUUCAGCUUAAAUCUAUCCGAAGGAGUAUCUUUGGGCCAGCUUGAAGUGGAUAGUAAUCUUUUGAGGAAUAAGGACAAGAGUGGCAGCCAACCAAAUAUUCUGGACUGGAAUGACAAAAAGCCAUUGCAGUCCGCCCAGUCUGACAGCUACCUUUCUGGAGGACCCAGGGACAUCAUUCAAGCAAAUGAAACACAGAAAUUAAUUCGAUCUUCAUCGUUGAUGUAUAGAGCAGGGAGUGACCCAUUAAUAAACCCCAAAGUGGGCCUAAGACGCCUUUGUUCCCAGUCUAGUAUUGGGUCAAGAGGUUCUGAAGGACAGUUACACUCGAAGGCACCUCCAAAACCACUCAGAAUUCCGUCUCUCUUGGUUCCGAAUGUUCCUACAGAUCCACUGUUAGAUGGAAGCGUCUACUGCGAGCUAGUGCCACACGUUCUAAAGCCCGGCCAGAAAACUUCACCGUCAAUGACUCACGUGGAGAGAUUACGAGCUGCAGAACGAUCGAGGGUCAGGACCCGUAUGACAGACAUGAAUUUUUGCCUCCUGGAUUUAGAUAUGAACUCAAUCUCUAUGAAGACCUGCCAGGAGGAAGCUGUGAAGGGAGAUGGUUGGACCUUCACUCAGCCACAGCUGGAGACUACCAGCUCAUUUCAACCUGACACCUUUGUUUCAAUCUUACUUCCGCCCGACAACAGAUCUCUAGAUCCAUCUGUGCUUAAGCAACUCAAAGAAAUAUUCAGUGAACACGAUGCAAAGACAAUAGCACAGCAUAUUUUGAAAGUGGACUCUGAGGUUGCUCGCCUCGUCAAUGUGUCCCCAAUGCAGAAGAGGAUGAUGGGAGUGAGCUCAGGACUAGAUCUGAUUACGUUGCCCCACGGACACCAGCUGAGGAUGGAUCUCCUGGACAGACAUCACUUAAUAGCUCUUGGAAUUGCAGUGGACAUCCUGGGCUGUACAGGAAGUGUCGGACAGAGGUCUGCAGUACUUCACAAAACUAUCCAAGUUGCAGCCGAGCUGAAAGAUUCCAUGGGUGAUCUGUUUGCACUGUCAGCAGUGAUGAAAGCGUUGGAGCUGCCUCAGAUUGUGCGCCUGGAGCACACGUGGAGGACUCUACGCAGAAAUUAUACAGAUAGUGCCAUCAGGUUCGAGAAGGAACUCAAACCAUUCAUGAAAUCCUUGAAUGAGGGGAAAGUUGAGUUUCCUCUGCAAAAUACCACCAUUCCACACAUUAUGCCCGUCAUCAGGCUGAUGGAGACACAAUCCGUAUCCGAUUUUAUGGAAACUUGGGAUAACAUCGACUCAGACUGCGGAUUGGUAUUGAAGACCCUGGAAGCAGCUCGUGUUGUGACAGUGAACACUGCAAUAUACAGAGCCAACACUGAAGCCAAACUGAAGGAUUUUCAAGCUAAAGAAGAAUUGCUAGAGGCAUUCAAGACUGAAUUUGCUCUGAGAUUGUUCUGGGGUGCCAAUGCAACUGUAGUUGCACGCAAAGAGAGAUAUGAGAAAUUUGAUAAAAUUCUUAAUGCUUUGUCACGGAAGAUGGAGCCUCUGGGCCCUUCAGAGAUUUAUAUGACAGAACAGACACUCGAGGCCAAGGAGAAAAGGUAAAACAAGUGAAGAUCUAACGGUCAACUCAGGAGUUAACAAAGUGCGUAUAGUGAGGUACCGAUCAAUGUGGCACGUGCCAUAUGGGAAAUGUCCUUUUCUUCCGUCCGUGGAUCUCCUACCAUGUGGAACUUGUUGCUUUCUGACUAGUUGUUGUUUCUGUUAAAUGGACAGCAACUCCCAGAUCCACAGCCUCCGGGCACUCAGGAAAACAAGACCAGUCGUUGCAUGGGAUCAGCUUUACUCCCAAGUCACACACUGGAUGUAUUAUUUGUAUAUACAACCUGAAUAUAUAUCUGAAGUUUCUUCAUUGUCAAAAUCCGGCAAGUCCUUUGUACAUAGAUUGUAGCAGUUCAUAGUGGGGGCUCAUUAUUAUCUUGUAAAUGGCAAUAAGAGAGGAAUAAUAAAUGCUGGCCUUGGCCAGCAGCAACUUCAUCAAAAGAAUUAUUUUAAUCUUAACUCCACUCUGAUUCUAUACCCAUGGAGACAUAGUUGGUGUUAUAAUAACAUUUAUAAUGGGGUUGGGCUACCCCAGCACAUGCUUGGGUGUGCUGGUUGUUGAUACAAGUGGCACAUUUCACAGUAUGUAUGUAUGUAUGAUAAAUAAAUCUUAAUUCUGUACCUAAUGGAUAAAUUCUUUACAUUUUACCAAAAUAUGGUCUAAAUUUUACAGUGACGGAACCAAAUGAACCUCCGCAUAGGAGUUCCUUUAUACGUAUGGCAGUUUAGAUGACAACCCGUCCGGCAAUGUAGUAACGUCUGUAGUAAACAGUGGUCUCCUGUUAACAGUAGUACAUGUCAGUCAUUUGUUUCCUGUGCAAAGCAUCAGAUCAUACCAUAGUGUGCAGCGAAGCUGAACUUCCCCUCCUUUUAAGCCAAGGAACUUCAGUGAUAAUGAUGUCUUGCUGCAAAAGUGGCUUCAUUUUCUCUCUGACUUUUAUUUAGAGAUACAGCACGGUAACAGGCCGCCCAAUUACACCCCUGGACCAAUUAACCUAACAACCUUUGAACAUAGAAUUCUCCAACUUCCAGUAAUUCCCUCCACCUCCUUUCCCCUAUCCCUAUUUCACUGUGCCCCCUCCCCCAGCUGCCCAUCACCUCCCUCAUGGUUCCGCCUCCUUCUACUACCCAUUGUGUUUUCCCCUAUUCCUUCUUCACCUUUCCUGCCUAUCACCUCCCUGCCUCCCCUCCCCCACUCCUUUAUCUUUCCUCUUACUGGUUUUUCACCUGGAACCUACCAGCCUUCUCCUUCCCACCUUCUUUAUAGGGCCUCUGCCCCCUCCCUCUUCAGUCCUGACGAAGGGUUUCGGCCCGAAACGUCGACUGAUCAUUUCCACGGAUGCUGCCCGACCUGCUGAGUUCCUCCAGCGCGUUGUGAGCGUUGCUUUAACCUAAUACCCCAUACAGCUUCGGACGGCUGGAGGAAACCAGAUCACCCGUGUGCUUACUGGAAGAAUGUACCAACCUCUGACAGACAGCAGCAAGUUGAACACGGGUUGCUGACGCUGUAACAGCAUCAUGCCAACUGCUGCAUCACUGUGUGCCCAAGAUUAUACACAAGAUGUCAGGCUGAAUCUGUCCAAGUGCUCCAAGAAUAAGCAUAAAGUUGAUAUAUCAUUCAGAGACUGCCCACUUCAGAGAUUUUGGAAACCAUCGGAUGUACAACAUAUCAGCACCUAAUCGGGCUCAGCCUUCAUUUGAUAUCAGCCUCCCGAUCAGUAACUUCGCAGUUGCAGUGUGCCUGAUAGACAGAAGUGAGCGCACAUGCUGCAGGAGGAACUCUGCAGUCAGCGAGCAUCUGCAGAGAGACAUGGAGAUCCGACGUUUCAAUUGGACCCUUCACCUGGACUGGUGUGCAUUUAAUCUGUUUUAAUUGUUAAAACGCAAACUCAUUGUGAAUUUAACCUAGCGCAGGAUGGAGCCGGCGUGAACUUGAAACAGAAACAUGGAGUUUUUUUGUUUUCUGGCCUAAUUUGAUGUCUAUUUUCAGCCUGCUUCUCACUACCCAAGGCUGUUACAUAAUUUUAGCAGAACAGGACAUUUUAUCUUACAGACUUUUCUGUUGCUGUAAAUCAAGGUCAAAAUUCUCGAUAAAAUCAAAACAAGUAUUGAAAAAUUUCAUUCAUAAAAAUAAUCUUCAAAUAUUCCUUCAAAACCUUUCCUAUCCCAGCAGCUGAAACUGUUUAACCUUGUAAACAGGCUUAUGAAAGAGGACACAGCAGUUGUAUAGACACCAGGAACAUGAAUUCAGUACAUGAACAGACUGAGGUUUCCCCAAGAGGGCAGAUGGGUGGCUAGGAUAGACCGAUUGGUGACAAAAAUCAGAAGAAAAAUACAGGGAAAAAAUGUCACAAAAUCAAAGGAGCUGGUUGUGGAUUACAGGAGGAAUGGAGUUGGGCUAACCCCUAUUGACAUCAAACGGAUCUGAGGUUGAGAGGGUAAACAGCUUCAAGUUCCUCAGCAUCCACAUCACCGAGGACCUCACAUGGUCUGUGCACACCAGCUGUGUGGUGAAAAAGGCACAACAGUGCCUCCUUCACCUCAGACCGUUGAGGAGGUUUGUUAUGGGCCCCCAAAUCCUAAAACAUUUCUACGGGGCACAAUUGAGAGCAUCCUGACUAGCAGCAUCACUGCCUGGUAUGAGAACUGUACCUCCCUUAAUUGCAGGGCUCUGCAGAGAGUGGUGCGGACAGCCCAGCGCAUCUGUAGUUGUGAACUUCCCAUGAUUCAGGACAUUUACAAGGACAGGUGUGUAAACAGGUCCCAUAGGAUCACUGGGGACCCGAGUCACCCCAACCACAAUCAAUUCCAGCUGCUACCAACCAGGAAACAGUACCGCAGCAUAAAAGCCAGGACCAGCAGGCUCCAGGACAGCUUCUUCCAACAGGCCAUCAGACUGAUUAACUCAUGCUGACUUGUGUGUACUCUAUAUUACAUUGACUGUUCUAUUUAUUAUAAAUUAUUAUUAAUUACUAUGAUUGCACAUUUAGAUGGAGAUGUAAUGCAAAGAUAUUUACUCUUCAUGUAUGU